Coregonus sp. 'balchen' is the source of this 14939-nucleotide messenger RNA. Lineage: Eukaryota; Metazoa; Chordata; Actinopteri; Salmoniformes; Salmonidae. The record is from the annotation of a GenBank genome assembly.
AUGGCUUUGCAAAAUGAUCCGCCCCCUGGAAUGACGCUCAAUGAGAAAAGUGUACAGAAUACCAUCACACAGUGAGUAUACAUCAGGGUGGAGCUUGCUGAGUUAUGUGGGUAUUUAUGUCUUUUUUUUUUUUAGCACAGAUCUAUAGCGUUUCUCAUUGUGAAGAACACACACACAGCAAGUACCUGAUCAGUACUCAGGGUCAUCAGUAUGGAUCUAUACCUCAUAGCUACACACAUCCUAGGUAAUCUACUCGGAGUUCAGAGCACUCUGGUUUGAGAGUGCCAGAGCGCAGAAUAAUUGAUUAAUUUACAAACGACCUAGCACCCAGUUCUUAUGACAGGUGUCAGUAAACAUCUGCUAAAAAAAACUAAUUAAAUUGUUGCCAGUUACACAGUUAGUCAUUAACCCUGAAGAUAACAUGAAAACAGCCUAACCAGCUCUGCUAGGGCGAGUAAAUGGUCAGUGAGUUGUUCUCUAAUUUGUCUGGAAGUAGCUAGCCAACGUUAGCCAGUUAGCAUGGGUUCUUCAAAUCAAUUUUAUUCCUAACAUGCUUCGUAAACAACCGGUGUAGACUAACUAACUCGUGUGAGGGUAAUGUAACACUGUAGUGUGAGGGUAAUGUAACACUGUAGUGUGAGGGUAGUGUAACAGUGUAGUGUGAGGGUAGUGUAACAGUGUAGUGUGAGGGUAGUGUAACAGUGUAGUGUGAGGGUAGUGUAACAGUGUAGUGUGAGGGUAGUGUAACAUUGUAGUGUGAGGGUAAUGUAACACUGUAGUGUGAGGGUAAUGUAACACUGUAGUGUGAGGGUAGUGUAACAGUGUAGUGUGAGGGUAGUGUAACAGUGUAGUGUGAGGGUAGUGUAACAGUGUAGUGUGAGGGUAGUGUAACAGUGUAGUGUGAGGGUAGUGUAACAUUGUAGUGUGAGGGUAGUAUAGUGUGAGGGUAGUGUAACAGUGUAGUGUGAGGGUAGUAUAGUGUGAGGGUAGUAUAGUGUGAGGGUAGUGUAACAGUGUAGUGUGAGGGUAGUAUAGUGUGAGGGUAGUAUAGUGUGAGGGUAGUAUAGUGUGAGGGUAUUGUAACAGUGUAGUGUGAGGGUAGUAUAGUGUGAGGGUAGUGUAACAGUGUAGUGCGAGGGUAGUAUAGUGUGAGGGUAGUGUAACAGUGUAGUGUGAGGGUAGUAUAGUGUGAGGGUAGUAUAGUGUGAGGGUAGUAUAACAGUAUAGUGCGAGGGUAGUGUAGUGUGAGGGUAGUAUAGUGUGAGGGUAGUAUAGUGUGAGGGUAGUGUAACAGUGUAGUGCGAGGGUAGUAUAGUGUGAGGGUAGUAUAACAGUGUAGUGUGAGGGUAGUGUAACAGUGUAGUGUGAGGGUAGUAUAGUGUGAGGGUAGUGUAACAGUGUAGUGUGAGGGUAGUAUAGUGUGAGGGUAGUAUAGUGUGAGGGUAGUGUAACAGUGUAGUGCGAGGGUAGUAUAGUGUGAGGGUAGUGUAACAGUGUAGUGUGAGGGUAAGUAUUGUAGCGUAAUAAAGGUGGCAGUACAGACUGCAGUUGGCCUUUAUAUUUGCCAAAUGUAAUGUUAUUGUUACUACAAAGGAGGAUACGAAGUCCAAAAAUAAGGCUUUUCAGUCAACCAGACUUCAUCACUUCUGGCUCACAGAACUGUUUUGGUUCUGUCCCCUGUGUUUCUGACCAAGUCGGAAGGUUCAUGAAACAAUGUCAAACUAAUUUUAGUCCAUUGAGUGCUAGUAUAGAAUUCUACAAUCUAGUAAAGACAGAGCGCUGAUUUGAACAGACUGUCACGUACGUAACGUUUUGGAGGAAAAGUUGUUAUUUUAGACGUGUUUCAGAAUGAUGCUGAGCAGAAUGAAUUUCAGCUGAAACGCUCUCUCCUCUGUCCUCUGGGGUGUGUUCACUUCAAACCAGUGGAGGCUGCUGAGGGGAGGACGGCUCAUAAUAAUGUCUGGAAUGGAGUCAAUGGAAUGGCAUCAAACAUGUGGUUUCCAUUGACUCCAUUCCAGAGCCAAUGGAAUGGCAUCAACCAUGUGGUUUCCAUUGACUCCAUUCCAGAGCCAAUGGAAUGGCAUCAAACAUGUGGUUUCCAUUGACUCCAUUCCAGAGCCAAUGGAAUGGCAUCAACCAUGUGGUUUCCAUUGACUCCAUUCCAGAGCCAAUGGAAUGGCAUCAAACAUGUGGUUUCCAUUGACUCCAUUCCAGAGCCAAUGGAAUGGCAUCAAACAUGUGGUUUCCAUUGACUCCAUUCCAGAGCCAAUGGAAUGGCAUCAACCAUGUGGUUUCCAUUGACUCCAUUCCAGACAUCAUUAUGAGCCGUCCUCCCCUCAGCAGCCUCCACUGCUACAAACCAAACGGAACCAAAUGGAACCAAACGGGGAGGGACUGAAUUUGACCAAUAGAAGCUCUCGUUUUUGUUGCAAAACCUUUUCCGUUGCCAAGUGCUUCGCAACUGUUUGCUAUGGUAUGUAGUCCGCUAAUGAACACAGCCCAGAUCUCUAUCGGUCAAUAAUGGCAUGAAUGAACUUUCCAGAACCUGUUGAACUAGGUCUUAUUUUUGGUAGGUCCUUGUUUCAGGGCGGUACGGCCCGGGGUGUUUAGUGUUGUUGGAGGUUCAGGAAUGCUAAGCAUGCCUGAAUAACUACUCUCUGGCUGUCUGUCUGCUGUAAUGGUUAUUCAGACAGACAGACAGACAGACACUCUGGUUUUGUUAGUGGCAUACUUUUGUUUUGUUCCAUAUGAUGUCCUUCCCAGUAACAGCCAUCCAUUCUUGUCUGCUACGUAACAUCGUCUUCUAACAUAAUCUUUCUCGAUGAGAAGCAGCACCAAAAGCAAAUCAACGCGGUCCAGAGUGAAUACAGAGAUACUGUAGCAUGUGUUGCUGUUUAGUAGCUGUUGUUUAUGGAACUGUGUGUGAGAGAGUAAGUACUCUGUGUCUCUGUCUCUAGUUGUUUCUCCUCGGGCCAAUGGAAACAAGGAAAAGCCCCUUGUGUGUGGGUAGGGGCAGGAUGACAUUUAUCCUACCCCCCUGUAUUCAACUAGUUUAUCCUACCCCCUGUAUUAAACUAGUUUAUCCUACCCCCAUGUAUUCAACUAGUUUAUCCUACUCCCUGUAUUAAACUAGUUUAUCCUACCCCCUGUAUUAAACUAGUUUAUCCUACCCCAUGUAUUCAACUAGUUUAUCCUACCCCCCUGUAUUAAACUAGUUUAUCCUACCCCCAUGUAUUCAACUAGUUUAUCCUACCCCCUGUAUUAAACUAGUUUAUCCUACCCCCAUGUAUUCAACUAGUUUAUCCUACCCCCGUAUUAAACUUGUUUAUCCUACCCCAUGUAUUAAACUAGUUUAUCCUACCCCCUGUAUUAAACUAGUUUAUCCUACCCCCAUGUAUUCAACUAGUUUAUCCUACCCCCCUGUAUUCAACUAGUUUAUCCUACCCCCUGUAUUCAACUAGUUUAUCCUACCCCCACUGUAUUCAACUAGUUUAUCCUACCCCCCUGUAUUCAACUAGUUUAUCCUACCCCCAUGUAUUCAACUAGUUUAUCCUACCCCCCUGUAUUCAACUAGUUUAUCCUACCCCCAUGUAUUCAACUAGUUUAUCCUACCCCCCAUGUAUUCAACUAGUUUAUCCUACCCCCCUGUAUUCAACUAGUUUAUCCUACCCCCCUGUAUCCAACAAGUUUAUCCUACCCCCAUGUAUUAAACUAGUUUAUCCUACCCCCCUGUAUUCAACUAGUUUAUCCUACCCCAUGUAUUCAACUAGUUUAUCCUACCCCCCUGUAUUCAACUAGUUUAUCCUACCCCCCUGUAUUCAACUAGUUUAUCCUACCCCCCGUAUUAAACUAGUUUAUCCUACCCCCCCCUGUAUUAAACUAGUUUAUCCUACCCCCCAUGUAUUUCAACUAGUUUAUCCUACCCCCAUGUAUUCAACUAGUUUAUCCUACCCCCAUGUAUUCAACUAGUUUAUCCUACCCCCCUGUAUUCAACUAGUUUAUCCUACCCCCCUGUAUUCAACUAGUUUAUCCUACCCCCUGUAUUCAACUAGUUUAUCCUACCCCCUGUAUUCAACUAGUUUAUCCUACCCCCAUGUAUCCAACUAGUUUAUCCUACCCCCCUGUAUUCAACUAGUUUAUCCUACCCCCAUGUAUUCAACUAGUUUAUCCUACCCCAUGUAUUCAACUAGUUUAUCCUACCCCACUCAAAAAAUAAUUAGAAUUGAGUUGUUAGUAGUAUAACGUUACAAUGCAAAUGUCAUGUGUAAAGUAGUUUUUAUGUCAUUUCUUAAAACUAAACCUACAUUGCACUGCACUGAUUUGUACCACCUUUUGCUUAGUUGUUUUGGUGGGCUGGCCCUCAUCUGCUCUGUAAGCAAAGUAUUCCCAUAGUUCGCUUCUGGAGGCAAUUUUGUCAACAAGAUGGAGGUAUGUUUUCGUUAGAAGUCUUUGCUGUUGGCAUUCUCUCUCUCGCUUGCUUCUCAAAAUUGGCUCGCUGUGUCAUCUGCAUGCGCGUGUAGCCUGUCUAACUCACUACUGCCCCCUUGAGAAGAUUCAGUCAAAUUACUAGACACACGCGAUGCUCUUAAUCCGUAUAUGACGUGAGACACGUUAGACAGAAGUACCGAAAGUAACAAGAAUUCUAGUACCGAACCGUUUUCCGUGUUCUAGUAUAGAAAAAGUACUGAAGUUUCGGUAUACCGUUCAACAAUAGUCCAACGGUUCCCCUUUCUAUAGCUGCCAUAUAGUUUCCGCACAAUUGGCCCAGCGUCGUCCAGGGUAGGGGAGGGAAUGGCCGGCAGGGAUGUAGCUCAGUUGAUAGAGCACGGGGGGCCAGUAUAAAAAAUAAAUAAUGUAUUCACUAACUGUAAGUCGCUCUGGAUAAGAGCGUCUGCUAAAUGACUAAAAUGUAAAAAAUGUAAAUGUAAAAUGUAAAAUGUAUUGAUGUAGCGUUACCAUAGCGAAUAACAAAGCUCCUGUGAACACAAAGCUUUGAUAAUAACUGAUAUAACAUUUGAAACGUCUUUAUCCUUUUGAAACCUUUGAGUGCCAUGUUUACUGUAUAUUUAAUGUUUUUAUUUUUAAAGAUUUUUGUUUCUUCUCACUUUUUUUUAUUGUUUAUUUCACUUGCUUUGGCAAUCUAAACAUAUACAAUGACCAAAAGUAUGUGGACACCUGCUCGUCGAACAUCUAAUUCCAAAAUCAUGGGCAUUAAUAUGGAGUUGGUCCCCCCCUUUGCUGCUAUAACAGCCUCCACUCUUCUGGGAAGGCUUUCCACUAGAUGUUGGAACAUUCCUGCGGGGACUUGCUUCCAUUCAGCCACAAGAGCAUUAGUGAGGUUGGGCACUGAUGUUGGGCGAUUAGGCCUGGCUCACAGUCGGCGUUCCUAUUCAUCCCAAAUGUGUUCGAUGGUGUAGAGCUCAGGGCUCUGUGCAGGCCAGUCAAGUUCUUCCACACCAAUCUUUUCAAACCAUUUCUGUAUGGACCUUGCUUUGUGCACAGGGGCAUUGUCAUGCUGAAAUAGGAAAGGGCCUUCCCCCAAACUGUUGCCACAAAGUUGGAAGCACAGAAUCAUCUAGAAUGUCAUUGUAUGCUGUAGCGUUAAGAUUUCCCUUCUCUGGAGCUAAGGGGCCUAGCCCGAACCACGGCUCCACAAGGGGCCAGGUCUGACACAACCCAAGUUUAAAAUGUCUGUGUGUGUGUGUUUGCUAAUCCUAGAUACGCUUCAUUAAAGCAGUGAGAGGACAGACAUGACCUUAUCCUCAGAGGUCAUCUGAACAAUCUCUCCCGCCCAGGACUGGUUGGGUCUCUGACUCCUCCUGUGGUACUAUGAUACCCAGACGACACCCCUCUCUCGCUCUCUCUGAUUGACCUAUGAUACCCAGACGACACCCCUCUCUCGCUCUCUCUGAUUGACCUAUGAUACCCAGACCACACUUCUCGGUCUUGUUUAUUUAUAUUAGAUAAUGCAGACAUACAGUUAUUUAUGUGUGUGUAUGUGUGUGUGUGUAUAUAUAUAUAUAUAUACACACACACACUACCAUUCAAAAGUUUGGGGUCACUUAGAAAUGUCCUUGUUUUCGAAAGAAAAGCAAUUUGUUUGUCCAUUAAAAUAACAUCAAAUUGAUCAGAAAUACAGUGUAGACAUUGUUAAUGUUGUAAAUGGCUAUUGUAGCUGGAAACGGCUGAUUUUCAAUGGAAUAUCUACAUAGGCGUACAGAGGCCCAUUAUCAGCAACCAUCAGUCCUGUGUUCCAAUGGCACGUUGUGUUUGCUAAUCCAAGUUUAUCAUUUUAAAAGGCUAAUUGAUCACUAGAAAACCCUUUUGCAAUUAUGUUAGCACAGCUGAAAACUUUUGUGCUGAUUAAAGAAGCAAUAGAACUGGCCUUCUUGAGACUAGUUGAGUAUCUGGAGCAUCAGCAAUUGUGGGUUCGAUUACAGGCUCAAAAUGGCCAGAAACAAAAAACGUUCUUCUGAAACUCGUCAGUCUAUUCUUGUUCUGAGAAAUGAAGGCUAUUCCAUGCGAGAAAUUGCCAAGAAACUGAAGAUCUCGUACAACGCUGUGUACUACUCCCUUCACAGAACAGCGCAAACCAGAAUAGAAAGAGGAGUGGGAGGCCCCGGUGCACAACUGAGCAAGAGGACAAAUACAUUAGUGUCUAGUUUGAGAAACAGGCGCCUCACAGGUCCUCAACUGGCAGCUUCAUUAAAUAGUACCCGCAAAACUCCAGUCUCAACAUUGAACCCACAAUUGCUGAUGCUCCAGAUACUCAACUAGUCUCAAGAAGGCCAGUUCUAUUGCUUCUUUAAUCAGCACAAAAGUUUUCAGCUGUGCUAACAUAAUUGCAAAAGGGUUUUCUAGUGAUCAAUUAGCCUUUUAAAAUGAUAAACUUGGAUUAGCAAACACAACGUGCCAUUGGAACACAGUACUGAUGGUUGCUGAAAAUGGGCCUCUGUACGCCUAUGUAGAUAUUCCAUUAAAAAUCAGCCGUUUCCAGCUACAAUAGCCAUUUACAACACUAACAAUUUCUACACUGUAUUUCUGAUCAAUUUAAUGUUAUUUUAAUGGACAAACAAAUUGCUUUUCUUUCGAAAACAAGGACAUUUCUAAGUGACCCCAAACUUUUGAACGGUAGUGUGUGUGUGUGGAUAUGUGUAUAUAUAUAUAUAUUUUAAUAUGAUAUCUUCUUUUUCAUCCAGAUGGAUUGUAGAUAUGGAAGGAGCCACAGGCACGCUCUAUGAAGGAGAGAAAUUUCAGCUGCUUUUCAAAUUCAGUAGUCGGUAUCCUUUCGAUUCACCUCAGGUAAGUAGUUAGCUAGCCUAGCGCUCCCUCAUUGAUGAAUAGUAAUGUUAUAUUACUGACUGUGGAAUCAGUUAGCUAGGACAGUCAAUGACACAAGAUCCAUUCAUGCUCUGUCAGUAGGCUGGCUGAGUGGGUUAGGGUUGGGCGGUAUCCAGAUUUUCAUACCGUUUCUUUAUCAUACCGGGGUAUACGGUAUUACCGAAUGUGCACACGAGCACUAUUUAAAAAAAUAAAUAAACGCACAAAACAAUUUGUGCAACAGGGAUCUUGAUCUAGCCUGGGUACCAGUGUCUUUAGGGUUAUACGAUAUCUACGUCCCUAAUGGCACCCUAUUCUCUAUGUAGUGCACUACUGUAACCUGGUUACCAGUCUCUUUAGCUAAUCCACUUCCUGUAGUCCAUGUCAUGUACCAAAGAGACUGGCCUUUCUACCAUCUUCAAAUAUGAACAUUAUAUAAUUAAUGAGCUCGAGGAGAGCAGAGGAUUUGAUCCUGAUUCGAUCACCCUCACAGCUAUCCUCCAAUCACAACGAUUAUGCAAAUAUUGGAACUCUUAUCACUUUUUUUUCUCUCUCCACAGAACAACCGUUUUUUGUUCGUCCAGACGAAACCAGUCUGUCAAAAGUUGCUAGCUCACUUCUAAAUUCUCAAACUAAAUACAUACUGCAAUUCCAACCACAAAACGUGCCUAGCUAACAGCUAAAUGUUUGUAUGACCUUCCUCGCUGUGGCCCCGUCGAUGUGGAUGGGGGGAAGGAACUGAGGACGGAUGUUAGCUAUAUUAUAAUAAUAUAUUCCAUUUAGCAGAUGCUUUUAUCCAAAGCAGCUUACAGUCAUGAGUGCAUACAUUUUUCGUAUGGGUUGCCCCGGUAAUCGAUCCCACAAUCCUGGCAUUACAAGCACCAUGCUCUACCUAUUUUAUUGCAUCAAGCAGGUAUAGUGUUUGUGAUUUCAUUUUUGACAUGUGUUUUUGAUACAGUGCAAAGGAACUUGAGAAUAACUUUCAUGAUGAGCAAUAUGCUUUACAUGGUUUCCCACCAUUUCUUCUAGAACUCACUCCCCCGGGUCAUACUAAAAUUACUUUAUUCUAGAACUCACUCCCCCGGGUCAUACUAAAAUUACUUUAUUCUAGAACUCACUCCCCCGGGUCAUACUAAAAUUACUUUAUUCUAGAACUCACUUCCCUGGGUCAUAUUCAUAUUAAUUUAUUCGAGAACUCACUCCCCUGGGUCAUAUUCAUAUUAUUUUCUUCUAGAACUCACUCUCCUGGGUCAUAUUCAUAUUAAUUUCUAUACAGAACUCACUCCCCUGGGUCAUAUUCAUUUCUUUAUAGAACUCACUCCACUGGGUCAUAUUUAUAUUAAUUUCUUCUACAACUCACCCCCCUGGGUCAUAUUCAUUUAUUCUAGAACUCACCCCCCUGGGUCAUAUUCAUUUAUUCUAGAACUCACUCCCCGUGGUCCUCUGUAGCUCAGCUGGUAGAGCACGGCGCUUGUAACGCCAAGGUAGUGGGUUCGAUCCCCGGGACCACCCAUACACAAAAAUGUAUGCACGCACGACUGUAAGUCGCUUUGGAUAAAAGCGUCUGCUAAAUGGCAUAUUAUUAUUAUUAUUCUUAUUAUUAUAUUCAUUUAUUCUAGAACUCACCCUCCUGGGUCAUAUUCAUUUAUUCUAGAACUCACUCCCCUGGGUCAUUCAUUUAUUCUAGAACUCACUCCCCUGGGUCAUUCAUUUAUUCUAGAACUCACUCCCCUGGGUCAUUCAUUUAUUCUAGAACUCACUCCCCUGGGUCAUUCAUUUAUUCUAGAACUCACUCCCCUGGGUCAUAUUCAUUUAUUCUAGAACUCACCCCCCUGGGUCAUAUUCAUUUAUUCUAGAACUCACUCCCCUGGGUCAUAUUCAUUUAUUCUAGAACUCACUCCCCUGGGUCAUAUUCAUUUAUUCUAGAACUCACUCCCCUGGGUCAUAUUCAUUUAUUCUAGAACUCACUCCCCUGGGUCAUAUUCAUUUAUUCUAGAACUCACCCCCCUGGGUCAUAUUCAUUUAUUCUAGAACUCACCCCCCUGGGUCAUAUUCAUUUAUUCUAGAACUCACUCCCCUGGGUUAUAUUCAUGUAUUCUAGAACUCACCCCCCUGGGUCAUAUUCAUGUAUUCUAGAACUCACUCCCCUGGGUUAUAUUCAUUUAUUCUAGAACUCACUCCCCUGGGUUAUAUUCAUUUAUUCUAGAACUCACUCCCCUGGGUCAUAUUCAUUUAUUCUAGAACUCACCCCCCUGGGUCAUAUUCAUUUAUUCUAGAACUCACUCCCCUGGGUUAUAUUCAUGUAUUCUAGAACUCACUCCCCUGGGUCAUAUUCAUUUAUUCUAGAACUCACUCCCCUGGGUUAUAUUCAUGUAUUCUAGAACUCACUCCCCUGGGUUAUAUUCAUGUAUUCUAGAACUCACCCCCCUGGGUCAUAUUCAUUUAUUCUAGAACUCACUCCCCUGGGUUAUAUUCAUGUAUUCUAGAACUCACUCCCCUGGGUUAUAUUCAUGUAUUCUAGAACUCACUCCCCUGGGUCAUAUUCAAUUAUUCUAGAACUCACCACCCUGGGUCAUAUUCAUGUAUUCUAGAACUCACUCCCCUGGGUUAUAUUCAUGUAUUCUAGAACUCACCCCCCUGGGUCAUAUUCAUUUAUUCUAGAACUCACUCCCCUGGGUCAUAUUCAUUUAUUCUAGAACUCACUCCCCUGGGUCAUAUUCAUUUAUUCUAGAACUCACUCCCCUGGGUCAUAUUCAUUUAUUCUAGAACUCACUCCCCUGGGUCAUAUUCAUUUAUUCUAGAACUCACCCCCCUGGGUCAUAUUCAUUUAUUCUAGAACUCACUCCCCUGGGUCAUAUUCAUUUAUUCUAGAACUCACCCCCCUGGGUCAUAUUCAUUUAUUCUAGAACUCACUCCCCUGGGUCAUAUUCAUUUAUUCUAGAACUCACUCCCCUGGGUUAUAUUCAUGUAUUCUAGAACUCACCCCCCUGGGUUAUAUUCUUUAAUGCACACCGUACAAAACCCUAGAAAAUGUUUUACAACUAAAACAGAGUUUCUCAUUAGACAAGUUUGGAUAGUCCCUCCCCAUUUCAGUUUGGAUAGUCCCUCCCCAUUUCAGUUUGGAUAGUCCCUCCCCAUUUCAGUUUGGAUAGUCCCUCCCCAUUUCAGUUUGGAUAGUCCCUCCCCAUUUCGGUUUGGUGUCUAGUGAAUACGACCCUGAUGUCUAACACCAUAAACACCACAUUCUGAUUGGAUAGGAUGGAUCAAAACCAAACUAUUCAACCUCUGCUGUCUAACACCAUAAACACCACAUUCUGAUUGGAUAGGAUGAAUCAAAACCGUACUAUUCAACCUCUGCUGUCUAACACCAUAAACACCACAUUCUGAUUGGAUAGGAUGAAUCAAAACCGUACUAUUCAACCUCUGCUGUCUAACACCAUAAACACCACAUUCUGAUUGGAUAGGAUGGAUCAAAACCAAACUAUUCAACCUCUGCCACCCUGCUUAGUGCUAAUGCCAUGAUACAAUCUGUGCCUGGAUGCCAACACAAUAUGAUUGACACAUUGGCUUGGUGGCUCAUAAUGGGAUCCUGACUGGCCUAGGACCAGUGGAGACAGAUCUCUCUCUCUCAUAUAUCAUGCUCUCUAUCGAUUUCUAUAUCUAUAUAUUCUCUCUAUAUAUAUAUAUUUUUUAUACUAUCUACUCUAUUAUGUAUAUAUAGUUAUAUAAUCUAUCUAUUCUGUCUAUAGUCUUAUAUAUCUUAUAUCAUAGUAGUCUACUCUAUGUAUACUAUCGCUUCUCGAUGUACUGUCUUGUAUAUAUAUUGUAUACUCUGUUCUAUAUAGAUAUAUCUAUAUCUCUAUGAUAUCUACUAUAUAGUCUCUAGAUACUAUCUAUCUAUCUCUAUCUCUUUUCUCUAGUCUAUAUCUCUCUAUACUUUCUAUCUCUCUCUCUCUAUCUACUUCUCUCUAUCUCUCUCUCUCUCUAUAUCGUCUUCUAUCUGUCUUUUAUCUCUUUUGUCUCUCUCUCUGUCUCUUUCUUUGUCUCUCUGGUCUAUUCUGCUCUAUUUCGUAUCUCUCGCUGUAACUGUCUCUCUAUAUCUUGUCUCUUUUCUCUCUUUUGUCUCUCUCUCUUCUCAUCUCUAUCUAUAUCUCUCUCUCUUCUCUUAUCUCUGUCUCUUUCUAUGGUCUCUCUCUGUCUAUACUUGUCUCUCUCUCUGUCUCUCUCUCUGUCUCUUCUCUGUCUCUCUAUCUGUUCUGUCUCUGCUCUCUCUCUCUCUCUCUUCUCUCUUCUCUCUAUCUCUAGCUCUCUCUAUCUAAGCUAUCUCUCUGUCUCUAUCUGUCUCUCUUUGUCUCUCUCUCUCGUCUCUCUUCUCUAUCUCUCUCUCUCUCUCUCUCUCUCUCUCUCUCUCUCUCUCUCUCUCUCGCUCUACGCCAGUGUAUUUAAAGCCCAGGGCCACGUUUGAGAGGAUUAGCUUAACGUGACAAUCUUAUUUUACAUAUCAGCAGCCCUGCCUAUAAAUAGAGGUUGGUUGGUACAGAGAGAAUAUUAGAUAAACAGUCAGGCUACUACUACCAUAUCAUACCCCAGCACAGCACCACAGAUAACUACCACCUCAUACCCCAACAACCACACCCACAAGAUAAACUACACCUCAUACCCCAGCACAGCACCACACCACAGAUAACUACCACCUCAUACCCCAGACACACACAGAUAACCCACUCAUACCCAGCACCACCACAGAUAACUACCACCUCAUACCCCAGCACCACACCACAGAUAACCACCACCUCAUACCCCAGCACCGCACCACAGAUAACUACCACCUCAUACCCCAGCACCACACCACAGAUAACCACCACCUCAUACCCCAGCAACACAACACAGAUAACUACCAACUCAUACCCAGCACCCACCACAGAUAACCACACUCAUACCCCAGCACACACACAGUAACCACCACCAUCAUACCCCCAGCAACACACACCACAGAUAACACCACCUCAUACCCCAGCACCAGACCACAGAUAACUACCACCUCAUACCCCAGCACAGCACCACAGAUAACUACCACCUCAUACCCCAGCACAGCACCACAGAUAACUACCACCUCAUACCCCAGCACCACACCACAGAUAACUACCACCUCAUACCCCAGCACCACACCACAGAUAACCACCACCUCAUACCCAGCACAGCACCACAGAUAACCAACCUCAUACCCCAGCACCAGCACACAGAUAACUACCACCUCAUACCCCAGCACACACACACAGAUAACACCACCUAUACCCCAGCACAGCACCACAGAUAACUACCACCUCAUACCCCAGCACCACACCACAGAUAACUACCACCUCAUACCCCAGCACAGCCACACACCACAGAUAACUACCACCUCAUACCCCAGCACAGCACACCACAGAUAACUACCACCUCAUACCCAGCACCAACCACAGAUAACUACCACCUCAUACCCCAGCACCAGCACCACACGAUAACUACCACCUAUACCCCAGCACAGCACACACCACAGAUAACUACACCUCAUACCCCAGCACAGCACCACAGAUAAUACCACCUCAUACCCCAGCACCACACCAUACACCCACAGAUAUAACUACCAACCAUAUACCCCCAAACCCCAGCACCACACCACAGAUAACCACCACCUCAUACCCCAGCACCACACCACAGAUAACCACCACCUCAUACCCAGCAGCACCACAGAAAUAACCACCUCAUACCCAGCACACACCACCACAGAUAACUACCACCUCAUACCCCAGCACAGCACACCAAGAUAACACCACCUCAUACCCCAGCACAACAAACACACAAGAAAACUACCACUCAUACCCCAGCACCAACACCCACAGAUAACUACCACCUCAUACCCCAGCACCACACCACAGAUAACUACCACCUCAUACCACAGAUAACUACCACCUCAUACCACAGCACCACACCACACCACAGAUAACUACCACCUCAUACCCCAGCACAGCACCAUACCACAGAUAACUACCACCUCAUACCCCAGCACAGCACCACAGAUAACUACCACCUCAUACCCCAGCACCAGCACCACAGAUAACACCACCUCAUACCCAGCACAGCAACACCAAGUAAACUACCACCUCAUACCCCAGCACACACCACAGAUAACUACCACCUCAUACCCCAGCACCACACUACAGAUAACUACCACCUCAUACCCCAGCACAGCACCACAGAUAACUACCACCUCAAUACCCAGCACAGCACCACAGAUAAACUACCACCUCAUACCCCAGCACACACACAGAUAACUACCACCUCAUACCCCAGCACAGCACACACAGAAACUACCACCUCAUACCCCAGCACAGCACCACAGAUAACUACCACCUCAUACCCCAGCACCACACACCACAGAUAACUACCACCUCAUACCCCAGCACAGCAAUACACCACAGAUAACUACCACCUCAUACCCCAGCACCAUACCACAGAUAACUACCACCUCAUACCCCAGCACAGCACCACAGAUAACUACCACCUCAUACCCCAGCACAGCAACACACCACAGAUAACUACCACCUCAUACCCCAGCACAGCAACCACAGAUAACUACCACCUCAUACCCCAGCACACAAGAUAACACACCUAUCCCAGCACACACCACAGAUAACUACCACCUCAUACCCCAGCACCAGCACAACACAGAUAACUACCACCUCAUACCCAGCACAGCAACAACCACACACAAUACUACACCUCAUACCCCAGCACCACAGAUACAUACCACCUCAUACCCCAGCACAGCACCAGUAACUACACUCAUACCCGCACGCCCACAGAUAACUACCACCUCAUACCCCAGCACCAACACAGAUAACCACCACCUCAUACCCCAGCACAGCUACCACAUGAUAACACCACCUAAUACCCCAACAAGCACAACAAUACACUUACAGAAACAUAAACCACCUCAUACCCCAGCACAGCACACAGAUAAUACCACUCAUACCCAGCACAACACCACACAUAGAUAACCCACCACCUCCACCCAGCAACCCCCUCUCCCACCUCUCUCUCCCCCUCCCUCCGUCUCUCGCUCCCCAUCAUGUGAGGCCCCCUCUCCUAAUCCCCCAGCCUCAUGUUCCUGUAUAGAGAUAAGCCCGGGCUUAUAUAGCAAGUCUCAUUAUUUUCUGCUAUUAAUGCGAAAAUCUAAAUUCAUUCCGGCCGACUCUUCUGAUUCAGCGCUCUACCCCCCCCCCCCCCCCCACCCCCCCCCACCACCACCACCACCAUUACACCUCCCAUGUAAAAAGCAUGAUUUUUUUAUUUUUUUUUAACCAAAUUGGGGUCAAAACUUAACAGGCCGUUGUUCACAUAUAUUAAUUAGUAGAUGGAUCUCUCUUAAGCGAUGAACAUUGAUGUGUCUAAUCAUAUUUUUUGUUGUUUUUCCAUUUCAGGUCAUGUUCACGGGAGAGAAUAUACCUGUCCAUCCUCACGUUUAUAGCAACGGUCACAUCUGUCUUUCCAUACUAACUGAAGACUGGUCGCCAGCCCUCUCAGUGCAAUCAGUCUGUCUCAGCAUUAUCAGCAUGCUGUCCAGCUGCAAAGAAAAG